GACCGGCAUUUUACACCAGGCCGGGGUUGCUUUGUGGCUGUCAAGUUUCCCCGAGGUCCGAUUUGGUAGCCACGCUAAUCGUGGUGGUAGCGACUGCGACGGCGGAGAAAUGAAGCAGAAGCGGAAAGGAGAUCUCAGCCCUGCUGAACUAAUGAUGCUGACCAUAGGAGAUGUUAUUAAACAACUAAUUGAAGCCCACGAGCAGGGGAAGGACAUCAAUCUUAAUAAGUUGAAAACCAAGACAGCUGCCAAAUACGGCCUUUCAGCACAGCCUCGCCUGGUGGAUAUCAUUGCUGCAGUCCCACCUCAGUAUCGGAAGGUCUUGGUCCCCAAGUUAAAGGCAAAACCCAUCAGAACUGCCAGUGGGAUUGCUGUUGUGGCUGUGAUGUGCAAACCCCACAGAUGUCCACAUAUCAGUUUUACAGGAAAUAUAUGUGUAUGCAAUUUAAAAGGACAGUUAGCCAUCAAGAAGUGGUUGAAACAACUUGGUCACAGUGUGGAUAAAGUGGAGUUUAUUGUGAUGGGUGGAACAUUUAUGGCCCUUCCAGAAGAAUACAGAGAUUAUUUUAUUCGAAAUUUACAUGACGCAUUGUCAGGACAUACCUCCAACAACAUUUAUGAGGCAGUCAAGUAUUCUGAGAGGAGCCUCACAAAGUGUAUUGGAAUUACUAUUGAGACUAGACCCGAUUAUUGCAUGAAGCGGCAUUUAAGUGACAUGUUGACCUAUGGCUGUACAAGGCUGGAGAUUGGGGUGCAGAGCGUCUACGAAGAUGUGGCCAGAGAUACCAACAGGGGUCACACCGUGAAGGCAGUAUGUGAGUCGUUUCACCUGGCCAAAGAUUCUGGUUUCAAAGUUGUGUCUCAUAUGAUGCCUGAUCUGCCAAAUGUGGGACUAGAGAGAGACAUCGAACAGUUUACAGAGUUUUUUGAGAACCCUGCUUUUCGUCCUGAUGGUUUGAAGCUGUACCCGACCCUGGUGAUUCGUGGAACUGGGCUUUAUGAGCUGUGGAAAUCAGGAAGAUAUAAGAGUUAUUCUCCUAGUGACCUGAUCGAAUUGGUGGCUCGGAUCCUUGCCCUUGUGCCUCCGUGGACUCGAGUGUACCGAGUGCAGAGAGAUAUUCCAAUGCCCUUAGUCAGCUCAGGAGUAGAGCAUGGUAAUCUGAGAGAGCUGGCAUUUGCAAGAAUGAAAGACCUUGGAAUACAGUGUCGAGAUGUGAGAACCAGAGAGGUUGGGAUUCAAGAAAUUCAUCACAAAGUACGACCAUACCAGGUUGAGUUGGUAAGGAGAGAUUAUGUUGCAAAUGGUGGCUGGGAAACAUUCUUAUCAUACGAAGACCCAGAUCAAGACAUUUUGAUUGGCCUCCUGCGAUUACGAAAGUGUUCGGAGGAAACCUUCCGUUUUGAAUUGGUUGGAGGUGUUUCCAUAGUCCGAGAGCUGCACGUGUACGGAAGUGUAGUCCCUGUGAGCAGUCGGGAUCCUACUAAAUUUCAGCAUCAGGGAUUUGGCAUGCUGCUGAUGGAGGAAGCAGAAAGAAUAGCUAGAGAAGAACAUGGAUCUGGGAAAAUAGCUGUUAUAUCAGGGGUCGGCACGAGGAAUUACUACAGAAAGAUUGGCUACAGAUUGCAAGGCCCGUACAUGGUAAAGACGCUGAAAUAACAGCCACACCAUCCACUUUGAUGCAGCAGCCUCCCUCGCAGGAAGUAGAGAUUCGGGAUGUUGAACACUCAGCAGAGGCUGAGCAAAGAAAAUGGACCUACCCUGUUCCCCUGGCAAGAAGCUUGACCCUCAUCCUGCAGCUGCAGAGACUGGAAACUGCUUUCAGGUCAGGGCCGGGCAGCUGCUGACUGAGCAUGGAACCCUGGAACCGCCCUGGGUGUGUGUGCGCUCCUGUGUGUUCUCAAGAAGUGACCAGUUUUCAAGGCUUACGUCAUAUACCUAAUUUCUGAAUUCUGCAUGAGGCCUGCAAGUCACCUACUUUGACUCAGACACAGUGACAAAAGCAAAUGAACUCAUUUGGACACCACAAUUCAGGAACUAGAAAUAGGUGUUGUGAUUUGAGAUGUAAACUUAGGAGUGAGUUAUUUAUGAAUAACCCACUGUAGGGACAAAAAGCCAGGUUGGAACACAGGAAAACUGACAGACUUGGACCUCUGGACUUGAACUACAUAAGCGUUCCAGCACAAGAAAAGGCGUUUGUUUGCAUGGAAAUCAUUCUGGUUCCUGUACUGAUGUUUGCAUAACAAUGUGAGGGGGGAGAGGGAAGGGAGGUUGUAUGUUUGUGUUCAAAGCCUGAAACCAGCCUUUUUCAUUUGCGAGUCUACCAUCUACAGUGGGCCAUCACAGACAUCAUUUCACAUUUCUUACUGUCUCUACUUCCCACACUCCUGACAACUGUAAAACGCGGUGGGCAGCGCUUCUGCCCAGAGACACGUCUGGCUUCCCCUUUUGUCCUGAGCAUGUUUGUGUCUUGUGGUGCUGUGCCCCGAAGUCAAGAUUUCCUCCCCAGAAGCUGUUCCUUGCAUUCUAAUUAUUUAAGAUGGAUUUUGGGUUGUUUGAAAUGGAGAAAGAUAAGAGUUUCAAUUCAUGUGUAAAAGCAAAAAAAAAAGUAAAACAGGCCCAAAUCUAAAACCAGGAAAAAGAUGGGCUUUUUUCAAAGGCUCAUCCUCUAGAACUGCCUUUGUAACUCGUAGGUAAGCUACCGAGGAGACUCAGCCCGGGGAGGGUCCAUUCACGAGGGCAUGGCGUACCCCUGCGCCCCUUGCUUCUGUGGCAUUUUACAAAAGUUUAUGAAAUGGAGUUGAUUCCCCUAAAAGUUUCAAAAAAUAAAAUCAUCAACAUACAAAGAAGAA
Messenger RNA from Hipposideros armiger (great roundleaf bat), 2850 nucleotides. RefSeq names its product elongator acetyltransferase complex subunit 3 (gene ELP3). Gene Ontology annotation, biological process: tRNA wobble base 5-methoxycarbonylmethyl-2-thiouridinylation. The transcript is spliced from 14 exons. Gene Ontology annotation, cellular component: elongator holoenzyme complex; cytoplasm; nucleus. Gene Ontology annotation, molecular function: acyltransferase activity, transferring groups other than amino-acyl groups; iron-sulfur cluster binding. The record is from RefSeq and is a predicted model, not a curated record. The coding region runs from base 110 to 1657 and encodes 515 amino acids. NCBI's taxonomy places the organism in Eukaryota, Metazoa, Chordata, Mammalia, Chiroptera, Hipposideridae.